Molecule: messenger RNA, 5749 nt
Organism: Megalobrama amblycephala (Wuchang bream)
Lineage: Eukaryota; Metazoa; Chordata; Actinopteri; Cypriniformes; Xenocyprididae
Product: GTPase IMAP family member 8
Exons: 5
Coding region: 900-3107 (735 amino acids)
Molecular function (GO): GTP binding
Source: RefSeq, a predicted model, not a curated record
AUAAGAGUCUAUGUCUGGAUCAUUAUUGCUGUGAUUAUUAUAUUUCUAGCACUAGCUUGUUUGGGAGCAGUUCUUUUAAGCCUUAUUGAUAGAGUGUGUAGCAUUUCAUUUCUUAAACAACCAUGCAGGAAGACACAUAAUGGCCAUAUUCCAGGAUUACAAAGCAAAAUAUAUCAGGCUUAAACUGUGAAAGAAUGAUUGAGAGUGAGCAUGAAGAAUCAAAGUCUGUGGGAUGUGCUGGAAUAGACUUCACAGAAUGCUUGACUCUUGCAUUGUCAGUACAAGAUCUUGGCCAAAAAUUGAUGCACCUCUUGAUGGAAAUAACAUCACACUGUUUAUUUCCAAAGAACUGUUCCUAUACAUAUAACAUGCAAGAAACAAAAUAAUGAAGAGAAACUAUAACUGCACACUCUCUUAAGCACACACAAACGCCUCGGCAAAGUUUCCUCCUUCAACGUGCACAUCAAAAGGUCUGUUUGUUUUGCUAAGCACAUAAUAAAUAAUCACAGCAAUAAUGAUCCAGUCAUAGUCUCUUAAGUAUUUGCCUAUUUGAAUCAAAACAGUGAUUUAAGGUUUAAGAUUCUACACUACUUCUAUAUUUAAUUAAAUAAUUAAAGUAGUUCACUCAUACAUACAGCUAUGGCCAUUAUGAUCACAAAAUAAUCACAAUAGAUGAAUUUGUUUAGAUGAAUUUGAUAGAUCUGUUUAAAUUGGUCAAUGUAAUGGAAACACAGCCCCUUCUGAUAAAAAUCUAUAAAAAUCUUGAGUCACUUGUUCAGCCAGUCUAACUAGUUUUGUUCAUAUUUGUUGUGCACACAAGAAUAAUAUUCUUCAUUUCACUGUCAGCUCUUCUGCUGUGAUGAGAACAAAGGGAGGGUUAUGAAUAAGAAAGUGCAGCAAUGGCUACAUGUGAAGCAAGUGAAUUUGGAGCCCAGUUUCUCUUUGAUUUGAGGAUUGUGCUAUUGGGAAACAGAGCAGCAGGGAAAACCUCUUUGGCAAACCUAAUAACAGGUCGUGCAGAGCCUCAUCUAAGGAGAACGGCCCAGUGUGUGAAGACGCAUGGAGAUUUUGCCGGAAGGCAGGUCACUGUAGUUGAUACGCCGGGCUGGUGGAAGAACUACCUUGUAAAAGAAACCCCUACAUUUCAAAAACAAGAGAUUGUGCUUAGCGUAGCUCAUUGUCCUCCUGGGCCCCAUGCGGUUCUGCUGGUCAUCCGUGUCGACGCUUUAUUCAAAGAAAAACACAGGAGGUCGGCGCAGGAACACCUGGAGCUUCUGAGCGAGAGAGUCUGGAAUCACACUAUAGUUGUGUUCACAUAUAGAGACCAGCUACAGGAACAAGCUCUAGGAAAGCACAUUGGAAGUGAAGGGGAGUCUCUUCUGCUCUGGAUAGUGGAGAAAUGUGGACACAGAUAUCAUGUUCUUAACACCGAGAGAGCUACCGGUACGCAGCUUACAGGACUACUGGAGAAAAUAGACGCGAUGGUCGUGGGAAACGGUGGCUGUCAUUUUGAAAUGGACAGAAAAUGGUUGCAUGAGGUGGAAGGAAUGAUGACAAAGAGAUACAUGAGAGCAAACCAGAGGAGGAAGAUGUUACAAGAACAAUGGGGGACUCCGCUUGUACGGCAAGGUUACAAGCAAGUCCAGAUUUCUAAGAUGAGGAUGAUUGUGUUAGGUUUCCGAAGAGCUGGGAAGAGUUCAGCCGGAAACACCAUUUUGAGUAUGGCGACAUUCAUCUCGAAGAGAACCACCACGUGUGCGAGAAGACAAGGCGAUGUGAACGGGACAAAUGUGAUUAUAGUGGACACUCCAGGCUGGUGGAAGUCUCUCCCAGUUAUUGACACUCCUGAACUGGAUAAAAUGGAACUUUUAUCCAGCAUGUCUCUAUGUUCACCAGGUCCACACGUGCUUCUGCUGACCCUACGUGUAGACGUGUCAUUCACAGCAGAAGAGAAGGAAUCAGUGGAGGAGCACAUGGAGCUUCUUGGAGAGAGUGUGUGGGCUCAUACCGUAGUGCUGUUCACCCAUGGAGAUUGCCUGGGGGAUGUGACUGUAGAGGAGUUCAUUGAGAGCGAAGGGGAGGCUCUACAAUGGCUAAUUGAGAAAUGUGGGAACAGAUAUCAUGUCCUCAACAAUGAGAACUGGAAUGAUGGCAGUCAGGUCACAAACCUGCUGGAGAAGGUAGAGAAGAUGGUGGCACAAAAUAGGGGCCAUUAUUAUGAAAUUGACCCUAAAACUCUAAAGGAAGUGAAGCAGAAAUGGAAAACAGCAGAAAAGAAAGCAAAGGCACGAGCAAAGAAACAGAGACAGACCAGGAAGAUGAAGAGUGCAAUGAAGGAUAUCGGAAAGAAUUUAUCAGAAUUUUGUCUUGUGCUUCUGGGUUAUGGAGAAGCUGGGAAGAGUUCAACAGGGAACACUAUCCUCGGCCAACAGGUGUUUGGAUCAAGAAGAACAGCCCAGUGUGUUCAGAGGCAUGGAGAGGUUGGAGGACAGCAGGUCAACAUCAUAGACACCCCUGGCUGGUGGAAGAAUCUGCCCAUAGAACAAACUCCUGAACUGAAUAAAGAUGAAAUCACACACAGUCUAUCUCUAUCCACUUCUGGUCCAGUAGCUUUCAUUUUGGUCCUUCGCGUCGACUGUUCCUUUAAAGAGAAGGAGCUGAAGGCAAUGGAAGACCAUUUGAGGCUUUUGGGCUCCAUGGUUUGGGAUCGCAGUAUAGUUCUGUUCACUUUUGGGGACCUGCUCGGAGACCGAGCCAUUGAGCAGCAUAUUGAAUGUGAAGGGAAAGCUCUGCAGUGGCUUGUUGACAGAUGUGGAAACAGGUAUCAUGUUUUUAAUAAUAAGGCCAAGGGUGAGAACCACCAGGUCAGAGAGCUUCUGGAAAAGAUACAGGAGAUGAUUGCAGCAAACAAAGGGUGUGAUGACAUGGACAUGCAGGUGCUUCAAGAGGUGACGGAGAGGAGGAAGGUGGAGGAAGACAGAGCAAACACCAGACUGAAGACGCAUGGACGAGGAGAAGAAGAUGAAUUAGAUGAUGAAUUUGAUGACAGUGACGAAAAUGAAGUUUUUUUAGUCGACAGCUUGGAGAUACGGCCAUAUGAGAUGUGAAUUUUAGGGGGGAAGCUACAAAGUUGUGUAAAUCAUUUUCAUAGUGGUUUUGUUUUCUAGUAGAAAUAUCAAAACAUACUUAAAACAAGAUAAAAUAUGAUUUAUUAAAUUAUUAUUAUUGCUAUUAUUUUUAGAGAAUACUUAAUCUAUUUUAUAUAAUCUAUAUCAUAUCAUGUUUUAUCCUAUGUCUUAUCACUGUUUUCUUGUUUUAAGCAUAAAUAUAAAAAAAAAAAAAAAAACAUGAAAUGUAAUAUUUGUUUUAAGCAAGUAAUUGUAUUUAGUUUUAAGGGUGUUCAUUUUUUGUAUCUUAUUUUUUUCUUUAUAUGUAUUAUAUAUAUCUUAUGUAUCUUUUUACAAUGAAACAUUAUAUGGUGACAUUUAUAUUUCACAAAGACAUUUUUCAAGCGUGCAAUAUAUAUCUGAAAUAUGUAGAGGGCACUGGGGUCUGUUUUUAAAAUGUAGAAAUGUGGAAAUGUAUUCAUCUGGAAAUCCGUUGCCGUAUCUUUACUCUCAUAAUGCACAGACCCCUUAGCGUCAAGAAUAUUAAAAUUUGAUACAUUUGCACAACACAUUGCUGUAGGCAAAGUGGCACACAUUCAGGAAGAAUAUGCAAAUGAAAUGCCAAAACACAAUAUUUCAAAAAAUAAACAAAGAAACAAACAACUAAACAAAUAAAUAAAUGACAAACAACAUCCAAGGGGAAAGCACGGCAAGAGGAAACAAUGCUAAUGCAAGUCACUGUGGAUAACAAUGACGCUUUAAGGCUCUUGUUUCUGGUAGAUGAAGUGAGUGAAGGGAGAUUUCAGACAACAGCACCUCAUACAGCCAGAGGCUUUGAUACUCCUGUUCAUCAUUCACCAUUGGGAGGAUGUUUGCUUUUGACUCAUAUUCACCCACAUAGAUACAUAAUCAAUGUGAGGUGUUUCCAUCCUUUGUCAUCAAAACUACUUGAAGUGGCUAUUUUCGCUUUGGGGUAUAUUUUUUGCUCAAGUACUAGACUACUCUAUCCAUCUUCAUUAGUAUUUCUGACCUUAAAAUAAGUUUUGUAUUUUCUGUUUUUGCUAUUGAAUUUAAUAAUACCCUAUAUUUCAUAGCUAUUCAACAAAUGUUGGUUUCUUUUUUUUUUUUUUUUUUUUUUUUUAAUCAGUAUAAGUUAAAUUGAUGUGCUUUUGUAUUUAAACGCAGAGUUUUUCACACUUUAAAGUGACAUUUGAUUUAUUGAAUUUAGUAGGCCAAAUGUGUUAUAAUUUAAAAAUGAAAAUCCAGUCAUUGGCCAUUUCAAACCUGAAUGCAUAGUGAAUAAUGGCUUCAAUUUCAGUCAUUUCAUCACACAAAGGUAUUGCUGUAGAAGACUUUAAAAUAGUAGUAUGGACUAAUUUUAUGCUUUUUUUUUUUUUUUCCUUUUUUUUUUUCCUUUUGUUCACUAUAAACUGACAUAAUAUGGACAAAUAUGUGAUUUUUUGUAUUCCAAAGAGAAAAUAACAGCAUACAUGUUUGAAAUUACAUUAGAGUAAAUAAAUAAUGCCAGAAUUUUCAUUUUUGGGUAAACAAUUCUAUUAAUCAUAGCAAAGGUCAUAUCAAAGUGUAAGCAUUUUCUGUACUGUAACUGUAUCCUGGCUAGCCUUAGAAUGGCCUAAUUUUCUUUUAAUCACAAUGUAUGUGAUAAAACAAAAAAGACAGAUAACAGAUAUUUUUAGCAGGUUACUCAUGCUAAAAGAUGAACAGAGAGGUAACAGAAACGAUGACAAGGAAAAGUUUGAAAAAUGAAGAAACUGAAAAGGGCAAAGCUGAGAAAUGUCAAGGAAGAGGAUGAAAGCUGUGAAAGGAGAACAAAGUGAGAUUACAGAAUGAGAUUGAAUGAAGCCUCAAAAGAUGACGGAGUUGGUCUUGCUACACUGAGUUGGGCCUUCAAACUGUAUCCAUUCUCUCCCUCACACACACACACACACACACACACACACACACACACACACACACACACACACACACACAGUGUUUCAAGAAAUUACACAUGAAUAAUUCAUGUUUUCAACUUUACUCAGGCCAACCAAGACUGUAUAAUUAAUUGAGGCUCCUUUUACAGGGGACUGGAAUUAGGAGGGAUUGUUUAAGAUGGGCAAGCCAUGAGAGGGCAGGGCAUGUUUAAUAUCAUAAUCAUGUAUGGCGGCACUAAGUGGUCAUGAAAUCAAUAUAUGCCUUCUGUAUCUUUUCAAAUUAUUAUAAAGUCAAAUGCUGUUCUUCUAAUCAAACUUUAUAGUACUUUAGUGUAAAUUCUUCUGUCAUUUGAUAAUAUUUGGCCAAUUGCUUCAUCGAUGUAUGGCUGGUAGAUCACACAUGUGUGGUUGUUUAUGCAUUUUCAGAAUUGUCAGCAUUCAUAUCCUCUUUCAAUAAAUUUGCAUAUAAUUGUGUCUACUUAUUUACUCAAUAUUCGCUUUGUGCUAUAUGUCAGUGUAUUGCAAAAAAUAUAUGCUUAAAAUACCCUGGCAUCUGCUCUGUAUGUGAAUGAAACACAUUGUGUCUUUAUCUGUUGAAAUCUGCUAGCUUUAAGCAGAUUAUACCUAUUAAUUGUCAAUUUAAUGGUAUUAUGUUGUCUAAGUAUCAGACAAAAUUUCCUUUAUUUUCUGUUUGGGUGUAAAAAUCGA